Dermatophagoides farinae (American house dust mite) is the source of this 3042-nucleotide messenger RNA. Its product is annotated as FMR1 autosomal homolog 1-like. Gene Ontology annotation, cellular component: neuron projection; cytoplasmic stress granule; nucleus. The record is from RefSeq and is a predicted model, not a curated record. Lineage: Eukaryota; Metazoa; Arthropoda; Arachnida; Sarcoptiformes; Pyroglyphidae. Gene Ontology annotation, biological process: positive regulation of long-term neuronal synaptic plasticity; mRNA transport; regulation of mRNA stability. Gene Ontology annotation, molecular function: mRNA 3'-UTR binding; translation regulator activity.
CGUCGAUUGAAAUCGAUUCCUCAUUACAAUAAUUCUGACAUAAAUAAAUUUAAUCAAUCGAAACAAAAAAAAACAAAUUUAAUUCGAUUCAAUUUCGAAUUUAUUACAAAUCACAGUUUUGAAUAUAUAUACAUUCAUGUUAAUGGUUUAUUCAUUUGCUUAAUGUCUUGGUUGUGUUUCUCAUUCGUAAUGAAUAUAUAUGAAACAAACACAACAAUGAUGUCCGAUUUGUCUCAAGAUUUUUUGCGGAAUGGUGCCGUUGAAGUUCAAGGCGAAAAUGGUGUUUUCUAUCCUGCUUAUCUUUAUGACAUAAUUGAACCAUCACAAUUAUCACAACCACAAGACUGUCAAUUAUCAUCAUCAAAUAAUAAUGCAAGUAGUCAACAACAACAACAGAUUAAUGAUCAAUCUAUGUGUUUUGGCUCGAUGAAUGGUUCUGGUCAACAAAGUGGUGGUCCUAGUGGUAGUGGUGGUGGUGGUGCCAAAUCCAAUACGAUCAUUUCAUCAUCGAAUACGAAUGAAACCCAUGUUGUUGUUAUAUUUCAAAAUAAUUACUUCCCACGAUCUUCAUUUCCUAUAUCACGUAUUCGACUUCCUCCGGCUUCAACAUCACCAUUAUCAUCAUCAUCCAGUGCAACAACCAACAAUGAUAAUGGCGAAAUUGAUAAAACUAGUAAUUCACUGUUGUCUGGUCUAUCUGGUCUGAAUAUUUCGAAUGCUUCCAAUACUACUAGUAAUCAAUUGCAAUCAUCUAAUGCAGCUAAUGCUAAUAAUUGCACAAAUUCAAUGGAAGGCGCUAAUCCGGACAUAACUGUCGGUAUGGAAGUGGAAGUUUUUUCAUCAAGUUCUGAUCAACCACGUGGAUGGUUCAGAGCUAUUGUCAAAAUGAUCAAAGGUUGUUUCUACGUUGUCGAAUACAUUCAACAUAAUCAGCAAAAUACAUUAUCAAAUGAUCCAUCAUCAUCUGGUUUGGGCAAUCAAAAUCCGGCACAGAAUUUUACUGAAAUUAUUCCCAAUGAUGAUAUACGAGUGAAAAAUCCGAAUCCAUUGCUACGAACAAAUCCGUUUUUCCGAUUCGAAUUAGCCAUACCGGAGGAUUUCAAAUCAUUCAAUACUAGUUGGUUAUUGAAAGAAGAAGCUCAUCGACAAUUCAAAUUGUCGAUCAGUGCCAAUGUUGUUCGUUUUGAUGAAACCAAAAACUGUCUUGUUGUGAUCGGCUAUUCCCAAUCGCCUACCGAGAAGAGCUUUAUUGCCUCGAAAUUGGAGAAUCGUGCCGCAAUGUUAUCCGAAAUGCAUUUCCGUAAUCUGAAACAAAAAUUGAUCUUGUUGGGUGAUGCCGAAGAGGCUGCCAAAAAAUUAGAAUCGACAAGAAUGCCGACCAAUCAAAAUGAACAUGGUUUUUAUGAAGCACGAAUCUUGGUGCCCGAAAAUUUAAUGGGUUUGGCCAUCGGUGCACAUGGUGUCAAUAUUCAACAGGCCCGUGGUGUGGCUGGUGUCGUUCAAAUUGAUAUAAUGGAUAAUCCUACGGCAUUCCUUAUUCGUACGCAAAAUCUUGAAGCUUUACACAAAGCUCGUUCAAUGUUGGAGUUUGCUGAAAAAAUUAUCGAUAUUCCUCGUUCAUUGGUUGGCAAAACGAUUGGUCGUAGUGGACGUGUAAUACAAGAAAUUGUUGAUAAAUCUGGUGUAGUUCGAGUCAAAAUUGAAGGUGACCAAGAGAAUGAAGCACCACGUGAAUAUGUGCCUUUUGUAUUUGUCGGUACUCUGGAAUCUGUUCAAAAUGCUCAAAUAUUGCUCGAGUAUCACAUAAAUCAUUUACAAGAAGUGGAAAAAUUACGCAAAGAAAAUAGCGAGCUGUUCCAACAAUUACGACAGCAAUCGGUGACUAUAAAUUCUUCACAACAUGCAAACAAUACUGGACCUGAUUAUGAUUAUAUGAGUGGUGGUAGCGGUGGUCAACCAUCUCGUGGAGGACGCGGUGGAAACAUUGGUGGUAUGCGCGGUGGUCAUCUUGGUGGCCGUCGUAGUGAUCGACCCCAACGUGAUGAUCGCCCACCGCGAGAAGGUCGACGUCCUUUUAUUGGUGGUCCUGGCGGGGGUAAUGGUCCAACUGACACACGUCUUCCACGUGAAAGACCACAACAACGUGGAACAUAUGGUCCACGUGGUUUUGGUAGCGGAACACGUCGUGGUGGUGGUGGUGGAAAUUUCAGCAAAGAUAAUUCACCAACCGAACCUGGAUUAAUUCGACAAGAUCGUGCCGAUAGUAUGCCAUCCUCAAACAGUAAUCCGAACAAUGAACAAAUUCAGCAGCAGCCACCACAACAAGGCCAAACACCACAUUCAUCAGCUAAGUCACAUAGUCAUCGUGGAAGUGGUGGUCCUGGUGGUGAUCAGCCACAACGCCCACAGCGUAAUUCGUCCCAUCGUAAUCAACGAAUGUCACGUGGUGGCCGUAGUCAUGAAAGUGGUAAAGGUGGUGGUGAACAUCAUCCGAACAUGAAACAAAAAAUGAAUGGUGUUCGUUCAUUUUCAUCGAAUAAUUCUCAACCAUCGAACAACAAUAAUGCAGCCAAUGGUAGCAAUGUUGGUGGUGGUACAAUCACCACUGAUAUGGAAACAACAAAUGGCGGUAUGCCGGAUGUCGUUGUUAAUGAUGAUGAUUCAUCGCCAAUUCAGCAACAAACACCAAUCAUUAACGGUGAUUAAAUAUUUUUGAAAUUUCAUAAAUCUGCAACAUGAUACAAGUCAUACCGGAACCAUCUACCAACCAACCCCCGUAUAAGCAAAAUAUCCGUUUCUUUCUUUGUUUUUUCUUCACACUCUUCAUUUCUAUUCUCAUAAUUUCUUUUUUUUCCUCUGUGUUAUAAUUGUCUUAUUUCUGCUCUGAUGAACGAUUAUCCACUUUUCUUACUCAGCACCACCAUAUAAAACAAACAUUUGUAUUUCAAUUUUAAUACCGCACACAUACACAGACAUAAACACCGAGAAAAAAAUAUACAUAUAUACAAGAUAUAUAAAAAUGCAAACAUUGAUGUAAAAAGA